CUGUUUUUGUUGAAUUAUAGUGCUUUGGAUAUGUUUGCUUUUACAAAGUGUUUGAUUCUUUAUCUUGGUUUCAUCAAAGAAUUUGAUAUAUAUUUAUUAUUACGUGCUUUAUUGGUAAUUGGAGGUAUUGAAUCUAAUCCUGGACCGAUGUCUCGUACUCCACCUUCCUCCCCUAUUUCAAAGUCGUCCAUAUCAGUUGUUGGAAAACGUCAAAGAUCUCCUAGUGAACCGACUUUGAAAUCUCAGCGAUUGGAAAAGUUUUUUCCUCCUUCGGGUUCUUCUUCAAAUGUACCCCAAAAUUUAUUUUCCUUUUUAGAGGAAAAAUUUGAUACCAUUUUGACUAAACUUGAAGAUUUAUCUACUAAAUUCGAAUGGCUGGCAAAUUUGCAUAAAGAUUUUGAACAACGUCUUCUCAAUGUAGAGAAGAAGGUGGAGGAAAUUUCUAAUUUAAAUACCUCAUUUACUGCUUCGACCUCCUAUUUCUUAUAUCUUUUAGAUUCAUCGAUAAAUGAACGUCAGAGAAAUAAUAUUGUUAUUGCUGGUUUAGAGGGAAACUCGUCUGAAAUCUUGUCCUUGGCUUCUGACAUUUUGUCAUCUAUUAAAAGACCUAGUGGUGACUCAAUUUUGAUAAAAGAUCUUAAAAUAAUCUCAAAAAAUAAAUUGGUGGUGGCUAAACUUGACAUUGUCUCCGAUAAAAAACUAAUUUACCGGAAUGUUCAUAAUAUUCAGAAGAGAGAAGGAUGCUCUAGGGUAAAGUUUUUCGAUGAUUUAUAUUGGAGAUCGAGACUUAGGAGGAAAGGUCUUUUUCCUUUCUAUCAAGAGGCUAAGAAGACUGGAAAAGAUGCGUAUAUGAGAGCUGAUUGUCUAACAGUAAACGGAGAAAACUUUACGUUUGAUUUAAUAAGCAAUAAGCUAAUGAAAAUUGAACCUUUUUUAUUACCAGGGAAGACGUUGGAUCGACGAAUGGACGAGAAUUAAAAAUUUCAACUGUUACUCCUCAUUCAGAGGUUUUUUAUACGCUAAAGGUAUUAUCAUGGAAUAGUCAAGGUUCAUUGUUUGAUAACUUUUCUGACAAGAGUUUUGUUGAUUUUGUAUCAUCAUAUCAUAUUGUUGGUAUAACUGAAUCAUGGAUGACAUUUUCGGUGAAAUCUUUUCUUUCAUCAUUGGACUCUCAAUUCUAUUUUACUGAAAUGUUAGCUCAUAAACUAGAGGGACCUGGAAGACCGUCUGGAGGCUUGUUUCUAAUGGUUUCUCGGAAACUUGGCGUAGAAUGAAUAUUUCCGCCCAUUCUAACUGCCCUUUAUGUAAUCGACUCUGUGAAAAUAUUAAGAACCAUUUAUUUGUAUCUUGUGAAAUUACUGAACAUUUAAGGGAUACAUUAUUAACGACUAAU
Molecule: messenger RNA, 1393 nt
Organism: Centruroides sculpturatus (bark scorpion)
Lineage: Eukaryota; Metazoa; Arthropoda; Arachnida; Scorpiones; Buthidae
Exons: 2
Coding region: 31-978 (315 amino acids)
Source: RefSeq, a predicted model, not a curated record